Apus apus (common swift) is the source of this 2044-nucleotide messenger RNA. It is a transcript of the gene AK8, whose product is annotated as adenylate kinase 8. The transcript is spliced from 14 exons. Bases 284 to 1708 code for a protein of 474 amino acids. The record is from RefSeq and is a predicted model, not a curated record. Gene Ontology annotation, biological process: nucleoside triphosphate biosynthetic process. Gene Ontology annotation, molecular function: nucleoside diphosphate kinase activity; AMP kinase activity; ATP binding. Gene Ontology annotation, cellular component: cytoplasm. NCBI's taxonomy places the organism in Eukaryota, Metazoa, Chordata, Aves, Apodiformes, Apodidae.
UGAGGAGCCACCACCACCCCUGACACUUGAUCUGAACCCAUCAUCCUCUAGGUGUGUGAGUCGUUGGAACCAGAUGUUUAACUCCCAGAGUAUUUUGCCCUGGUUACAGGUUGCCAAAAGCCUGGUUUGACCCUUAGUUGAAACUAGGGGAGCACAGAGGUAGUGUAUAGCCUACAGACACCAGGAUUCUGUUGAGAUCAGCUACUUCCAGCCCUUAUUUCUAUUUGUCUUUGAAUGAAAAAGCAGCCUAUAUUUCCUGGACCUGCUGACAGAUCUCUAGAACAUGCUUAAAGAACUAUUAAUUCAUAAGCCAAAUGAUCCCAUUGAGUUUAUGAUAGACCAUUUAAAGCAACACAACGAUGAUGGAUCCAAGUGGCAUUUCUGUGAGUUCUUCCUUUCCAGGAGCAGAAGUGUAAAGAAGAAAGCUCCAAGAGUCUGUGUGCUGGGUCCACCUGCUUCAGGAAAAACUACAGUUGCAAGGUGGCUUUGUAAACAUCUGGGUGCCAUCCGUAUCUCUCGGGAGACUUUGUUAUCCAAGGGAAUAUCAGCGCUGGUAAAGGAAGCAAAGGCCUAUAAAGAAAGAAAUCAGGAAAUUCCCAAUGAGCUUUGGGCCAAUCUGAUCCAGAAACGUCUGUCAAACGUGGACUGCAUCAAACAAGGAUGGAUUUUGGAAGGCUUCCCUGAAAAUCAGGAGCAGGCAUGGAUGCUGCAAUCAUCUGGCAUCAUUCCUAGGCACGUUGUUGUGCUUUAUGCUUCAGACACUGUGCUGAUUGAGAGGAACAGUGGGAAGAGGCUUGAUCCCAUCACAGAAGAGGUGUACCACACCACCUUUGACUGGCCAACUGAUCCCCUGGUACAGCAACGCUUGGUGAAGCCGGAAGAUCUGUCUGAACAGGACAUGUCAAAGAAACUGCUGGAAUAUCACAGAAACUUCCCAGAGGUUUUCCAGAUCUACCAGAAAGUUCUGAAAUUGAUCAAUGCAGACCAGCCUUCCAUGGAUGUCCUCUCCCAGGUCCUUACCUGUGUCCGAGCACGGCACCGAUCGGCCGCCCCCUUUACACCACGGGUUCUCUUCUGUGGACCCCCAGGCAGUGGGAAGAGCCUGCAGGCAGCACUAAUAGCUCAGAAAUACAGCCUUGUCAACAUUUGCUGUGGGCAACUGCUAAAGGAGGCUGUUGCAGGCAAGACAAAACUUGGAGAACUCGUUAAGCCUUAUCUUGACAGUGGAUCCCCAGUCCCAGACAACCUUGUGCUGAAGAUCCUGACAGAACGUCUCAGUGCUCUAGACUGCAUGACCAGUGGUUGGGUCCUUUCUGGCUUCCCAAGAGACAGAGGGCAGGGGGAGCAGCUGCAAAACUCACAGAUUAUUCCAAACAGGGUAUUUUUCUUUCAUCUCCCCCAUGAAUCCAUCAUGGAACGACUGUCUCAACGGAGGGUUGAUCCCAUCACGGGGGAAAGAUACCACAGCAUAUUCAGACCAGCACCCACCCCAGAGAUCCAAGCCCGUCUCAGGCAGAACCCCAGAGAUGAGGAAGAAAAUAUUAAGCAGCGUGUGGAGACCUAUGACAGGAAUGCCAAGGACCUGGAGGACUUCUAUGAAGAUGCCUUUUAUGUCAAUGCUGACCAAGACCCACACGUUGUCUUUGAGUUUAUAGAAAGCUGUCUCAUUAAGCCCAUUCCAUUUAAAAAAGUUAAAGGUUUAGAAUGAGUGAGGAAGUUUUCUGGAACAGUUGAUUUCAGACUUCUCCCUGUGCUGUUUGCAGCCCCCUCACUGGAGUGGCAGGUUACACAGGUGAGGAGGGAGCCAGCCCAGCUGCCUGAAAUGUGAAGCUCCCCGAGGCUGAGUGAAGUACAGAGAGGAAGAAAUUGUGCAUGAGGGGAAAUAUUUUCAGUUUUUGUUUUGUGAUUCAAGGUAUGGAGCACUGUGGGAAGGGAAGUUCCUGUGUUUAAUUCAUAUAUCUUUUACUUGUUCUGUGAUCCAGUGCACAGUAGUUCUGUCUCACUGUGUAACACACAUGAAGCCAAUUUGGAAUAUUAAAGCUGU